UGCAAGCCGUGUCACUCUCAAUCGGCAAAUCUCACCCGUCCAUUUCUCACGAAAUCCAACGACCAGAAUCCCCCGCCAAACAAAACUUUGGCUGAAGGUUCAAAAAUCAAACCCAAAUCCCUCCCAGCCUUCGCCUACAAAUUCUUCACCAAAAUCCUGCUUCCAACAUCACGAUUCAAAAUUCUCCAACAAGUUCCAAUCCAGUUUUCCAAUUUCACCCGCUCCCCAGUUCGUAAUCUUCCCUAAUCAAGUUCCAAAAUGGCGCGAACUAAGCAGACGGCGAGGAAAUCGACGGGAGGCAAGGCCCCGCGCAAGCAGCUGGCCACCAAGGCUGCCCGGAAGUCUGCUCCGGCUACUGGCGGCGUGAAAAAGCCCCACCGCUUCAGGCCGGGAACGGUAGCGCUGAGGGAGAUCAGAAGGUACCAGAAGAGCACGGAGCUGUUGAUUAGGAAGCUCCCGUUCCAGAGACUGGUUCGAGAAAUUGCUCAGGACUUCAAGACCGAUCUUCGGUUCCAGAGCGGCGCCGUUGCUGCCCUCCAGGAGGCCGCCGAGGCCUACCUCGUGGGAGUCUUCGAGGACACCAAUCUCUGUGCGAUUCAUGCCAAGCGGGUCACCAUCAUGCCCAAGGACAUCCAGCUUGCGCGUAGAAUCCGAGGCGAGAGGGCUUAGAAAUUGAAAAUCUAAAAUGACUGGUUAGCUACCAGAUGUUUUUCUGUUGGGUGUUUUUAGUUUAUCCAGAUCUAUUGUUAUGUACGUUGUGAAAGUGAUAUGUAUAGGAAGUGGAAUUUCAGCUUCAUCUAUAUCAUCGUUCGUCUGGUAUUUCUAGUUACGAUCUGGAAAACUACAUGUGAAUGGUUUGAGAGAGAGAGUCACUGUGGGCAGUUUUUUAGUAUUGCUGGAAAAAUGUUUUAGUGAAUUUGUAAGACUGAUGAGUCGGAGUCUAAUAAAACUUUUCAGAUGGAAUUUGUAGUUAA
Messenger RNA from Malania oleifera, 974 nucleotides. RefSeq names its product histone H3.2. Gene Ontology annotation, molecular function: protein heterodimerization activity; DNA binding; structural constituent of chromatin. The transcript has a single exon. The record is from RefSeq and is a predicted model, not a curated record. Gene Ontology annotation, cellular component: nucleosome. NCBI's taxonomy places the organism in Eukaryota, Viridiplantae, Streptophyta, Magnoliopsida, Santalales, Ximeniaceae. The coding region runs from base 259 to 669 and encodes 136 amino acids.